UUGAAACAGACCUUUUGAUCGCCGUGAAAAUGGCGAUGAAGGCUUCUCCAGUCGCAAGCUCAAGCAUAGUUUCACUACUACGCCCUUCUUCUUCUACACGUUUUGAGCCCCUCAAAUCGUCCUUCCUCCGUUACGGUGUGGAAGGACUUAAAAUCCCUAUCCUACGAAUAUCUCACUCGGAUAGGUUAAGUCCUAAUUGCCAUGGCGGUGGUGCUCUUGGUUCUCAUAUGAAUCUUUUCACUCGAUUUGCUAGAGUAAUCAAGUCAUACGCAAAUGCGAUUCUGAGCUCGUUCGAAGACCCCGAGAAGAUUCUAGACCAAGCUGUUGUUGACAUGAACAAUGACUUGAUAAAGAUGCGUCAAGCCACGGCACAAGUUUUGGCAUCUCAGAAACAGUUGGAGAACAGAUAUAAAUCUGCUCAGCAAGCUUCUGAGGAUUGGUACAGAAGGGCACAACUGGCUCUUGGAAAGGGUGAUGAGGAUCUUGCUCGUGAAGCACUUAAAAGACGGAAAUCUUUUGCUGACAAUGCAAAUGCUCUGAGGGUUCAGCUUGAUCAGCAGAAAAGUGUUGUGGAUAAUCUUGUCUCCAAUACGCGGCUUUUAGAGAGCAAGAUACAGGAAGCAAGAUCAAAGAAAGAUGUCCUCAAGGCACGGGCGCAAUCUGCAAAGACUACAACCAAAGUGAGCGAAUUGUUGGGUAAUGUCAACACAAGUAGCGCUCUUGAUGCUUUUAACAAGAUGGAGGAAAAAGUUUUGGCCAUGGAGUCUCAGGCUGAGGCUUAUAAUGAAUUAACAAACGACGAUCUUGAGGGAAAGUUCCGAUUGCUAGAGGGCUCUUCCGUUGAUGACGAUCUUGAGAUCUUGAAGAAAGACCUAUCCGGGAGCUCAAAGAAAGGAGAGCUUCCACCUGGGAGGACUGUUGUCGCAACAGACACGGUGUUUCCUUUCCGAGAGUCCGAGAUUGAGAAGGAGCUGAAUGAAUUGAGAAGAAAAGCCAAGGAUUUCUAGAAUUUAGAUGUUGUCUUCCAAUUCCAGAGAAUUUUGGUUGGUGCAUUGUUAUGGAACUUAUGGAAGGGUUUUGCUCCAACUUUUGUUUUUAUUUCUUUCUGGAAAAUUGCUUAAGAGCAGCCAUGGACCAAAAUACGUAGAUGUAAAGGAGGUAGACACCGGUUGCUUUUCUCAUGAUUUUUGUACAAUUUUAACAAUAAUCUACGCUACAUCAUUCUGCUUUUUUACUUUUAAGUUGUAACUUUCGACAUUAUUUUUUAUUUAAAAAAUCUGCAUGAUUCCCUUGCGCGA
This is a messenger RNA of Morus notabilis, 1298 nucleotides long. RefSeq names its product membrane-associated protein VIPP1, chloroplastic. The transcript has 11 exons. NCBI's taxonomy places the organism in Eukaryota, Viridiplantae, Streptophyta, Magnoliopsida, Rosales, Moraceae. The coding region runs from base 30 to 1007 and encodes 325 amino acids. The record is from RefSeq and is a predicted model, not a curated record.